AGUUAACAUCACCACAUACCAUAAUUAGGAGAAGAAGGUGAUUAACUUUUAAAUUACUAUGUGAAAAUUUCGCCGGAAAUUACUCUUUAUGCGCAUUAACAGUGAAAUUAAUACCGUAUCAAUAGUUUUGGAUGGUUUUCCAAAUUUCCUGUUUAACUCACAGAAGAAACUGAUUUAUUUAUAGUUCAAUAACGACAUAUAAUAUAACACCGAAGAUUGAUGUGAUUACCGUUUUGCGGUUCAGAAAUGGAUUUUAUAUGUCUUGAAAUGAAACUGUUACAACCUUGUUUAUGUCCUAUUUGAUUUUUGAUGUUGAACAAACUAUCCAGGAAAUAGGUCUUUAACAUUUAUGUAAAUAGUUCAGCCAAUGCGAUCCGCUUUUCUGCAAAGGUCACAAGGUUAUUUUGACAGGGAAGAAAAUUAUCAAUACAUGUACCAGUACGCAUAAAUGACACACCGCAAACUUAUUUCACAUCAGUAAUAUUGCUAAUUGCGCGAAAGAAAGUCUCGAUAUUCUCUCUUUUUGAAAAAUUGUUUUGGGUGUUUGAACUGAAGUGGUUACGUCUUAGUGUUGUUUGUUUGUGGAUGAGCGGUUACCAGCUUGGUUAAUAGAUGAACUGCAUGCUGAUGAGUUGGUGAUAUGCGGCGUUCAAAUAAAUCAAGCUAAAUGUGACGGGAAUUAAAAGAUCGUCUAAAACUCGAAUAUCCCACGAUUUCAAGGACAAGUGAGUGAUUCGGUGAUCCAGGUAAUUGACUCGUUUGUUUUAAUAACUUGUUAUACUAUGUCCUUGGACAAUGGAUUAAAAUAUCAGUGAAAAGAAAACAAAGACACGGUUAUUGAAUUAAAACAAUUUGAAUCUUAUGGCGAUGAGACGUGCUCAAGGGAAUUAAACAUAUCUUCGGUGAUUGUUAACCAGGAAUUACCUGUUCAGAUCUCUAAAAGUGAUGAGUACCACUGCGGGUUACGUACUGACCACACUGUUCUCGACGAAUGAAACUGUCCUGGACACGGGUCAGUUCGACGGAUGGGACAAUGCAACCGACAGUAGAACAUCCGAUACCAAAAGAAGCAGUUAUAAUGCCCUGUUGACCGUGACUGUACCAAUUAUCAUGUUUGCUAGCGGUGUUUUGGGCAAUGUGUUGGCGUUAGCUGUGUUGGGUACUUCUAAAAAGAAACAUAGAAAGACGGUAUUUUAUCGAUUAGUCGGGGCCUUAGCAUGUACGGACCUGUUCGGAAUAGUUUCUGUGUCUCCAAUUACCAUUGUGGUGUAUUCUAAAGGACGUACCUGGAUCGGCGGAGAACACCUGUGCAAUUAUUCCUCAUUCAUGAUGAUAUUUUCGGGAAUAGCAACGCUGUUGAUAGUUGGAGCCAUGGCCCUGGAGAGAUUUGUAGCAAUCAUCCACCCCUAUGCCUACGAGACCCGAUUCUCCACGGGGAAAGUGAAGUAUAUAGUCUUGGGAAUCUGGGUUACCUCUGCCGUGAUCGCUGCUCUGCCCAUGAUUGGCCUGGGAGAGAACAGUGUGCAGUAUCCGGGCACCUGGUGCUUCUUUAAUUACGCCAGUGACGAAAUAACCGGAAAGAUCUUUACAUAUUUCUACGCAUCCGUCGGGCUGUUGGUCAUCGCCGUAACCGCCCUAUGUAACGUAGCGGUAAUGAUCGUGUUGGUAAAGAUGAGGCAAGCGGCCAAGGAGAUUAAACCUACUGCUGUUUUGGGAAGACAGCCUAACAAGUUGGACAGUGAGGUUCAGAUGAUGAUUCUGCUGGGUGGUAUCAUCUUGGUGUUUGCAACAUGCUAUGCGCCUUUAAUGGUGAGGCUGAUUAUUAACCAAUCAAAAACUCAGCCUGUAAAUCACGCGGUUGACCUGUGGGCUAUUCGAAUGGCUUGUAUUAACCAAAUCCUCGAUCCCUGGGUUUACAUACUCUUUAGAAAAGAGUUACUUGUUCGCAUCUGGGCCAUACUCAACUGUAAAUUCACAACCGACGACAAACGUAUCCACAAUAGCACCUGGAAAAAAGACUUCAAACGAGUGGCCUCGUCUCUACCGGAAAGAAAAGCGUUGUGCGAAAAUAAACCAGAGAACUCUUCACCCAAGUUACAUUUUCUCAAGGACUUUCAGUGCUGUAGUCCAUUAAACAAAACACAUUUGAGAAAAGGGAGUGGGAAAUCCCUAUUGAUACCUUUAACAUCGUACGGGGAAAGUUGCCUCGGUGGCAGGCCGAAAACUGCCCAAAAUGGACAGAGAAGUGAGACAGCAAAUAAAGAUGAGUAUUAUGAACUGCAAGGUAAAACGGAGGCCCUAGCUGCUCGAAACAUUCCAGAAUCUACGUCAUAUCCGUAAAAUCAACCUACUUAAACCUGCUUCUGAUGGUUUGUAAACCUUGUUUACUUACCCAUAGCUUUGUUUAAUAAAUAUUGCUCUCUGGUUCUGAUAACCAAGAAAAAGUCACUGGCCUGGAUUGUUGUGACUACUUCCGUUCUUUCCGCUUUUACUGGUCCGUGGAUGCGGUUAGUGCUAAAUGAUAAGGCCGGUUCAAGUUUUCGUCAUAGGUUAUGUGAUGUAAACAGGGCUAGCGCUAAUCCCAACCCUAACCUUGGACCAAACGCCGAUGCUUUCCUAACCCUAACCUAAAAUCUCGCCAGCAAUCACGUGCCCUAACCUUAUUUACAUCCCAGCGACCUUGACAAAAAUUGAGCUAGCCUUAACAGACAGAUUUAGCCAGUGGACGCAAGGCUUCUAUUGAGUGAGUUUAAUCGACUGCUGGUGACCGUUGACCCAGCGGUUAUCUUCUACCAAUGCAGUAGCCUCGGUUUUUGAAAUCCAACCGUCAUUGCAACUAUCUGUAAGCGGUGCACUAUGUCGUGGCAGGGUAUGCUUCUUAAUUCUAAAACAUCCGAUGCCACUUCUCGUCUGAAAUAGAGUUCAAAUAGCUAACAAAAUGAAAUGAAAAUUGGGUUUAACAUCCUACUUUUCUAACAAAAUAUAACGCUGAGUGUAAAUAAAGAAUGAAUCGUGUGGGGUUCAACCGGGACAAUAAAAUCGGGAUUACGGCCUAUGAUGGGAAUUUUGCCCUGGCAGUGACGUUAUUAGUUUGGACGCAAGUUUUGAAAUUUUAAUCGACCCUCUAAUUGGUAUCAAAUUGACGUCACAUCCAGGCCACUGACUCUGAUUUGAAUAUCUCAUGAGAUCAACUCUUAUUCAACUGGGCUAUUGUUUGUAUUAUCGUUGAAUGUCAUGAAUGCUGUAUAUGUAUAUAGUUUAUAUUAGUAUAUUAAAUCACCUAUAAUGCGAUACUGUACAAUCAUGGAUAAAAGUUUAGCGAGUAUUUUGAUAUGUUACAUAUUAAGCUAAAACCAGGACUGGAGUUAGCCAUAUUGGGAUCCUAAAUUAUUGGAAUUAUAGAGACCAUAUUUAGUGAAGAUGCAGCUACUAAAUGGUUUCUUUAUACUUUGGUAAUUCGGAAAAGAAAGUUUCUGUUAUUUAUAAAAUUUCUGAGUGUACUUCUUCCCUGUUUUUCAUAUGGCGAGUUUUGGUAACUUGUUGAUUAUAGAUAAAAAGGAUCGUUUGGAUUUUCAUAUUCUGCCAGGUGCGACGAAUAAUUACAUUUUACUUGUACGCUACUUCCAUAUUGUGUAUCUCAAGAUUUCCAUGGUCAACCUCAUACAGACGUUUGAAUCUGACAGUGUCACAUGAAGCCUCGUGUGUGGUAGAAAGCGUCCAACCCAACGAAAAUAUCGGAAAAGUUGGCACCGAAUUAACAGUCAAUGUUGGAAUCUAUGGUGGCAUCCUGCGAGUUGUCUCCCUUUAUGUUAAAAAUGACGCUUGCUCGUCUAUCUGCAUUGAACGUUUUAUAUUGUGCUUAUGGUGCUUUAUUCUGAGUUAAAAGUCUAAGUACUUAAAAUGUUUUAAAGCCUACAAAACAGAGAGGGAAGUGGGGUUUAUUGUCCACUCGACACAAACUAGGUCAUUUCGGGAUUAACACAUGGUUCAGUUUUAUUUCCAUAAUUGGCGUGCACGUAGGAGUCGUUAGCAGUGGGAGGAAACCGGAGGACCUGGAGAAAACCCACGAGGUUGGACCGGCGACCCCACUCCUUGUCACGUGCAACCGGGGAAUCGAAACCACGCCAGUUGACUCAAUGGCAGGCCUUAUGAAACAGCGCACGUGCUAACCAUUCGCCCCCCCCUCCCCCGGACACUUUACAAAAGCGCCCAGUAAAGUAAACAUUUGAUUAUAAAAAUAACCCCCUCUGUUUCAGGCGUGAGAUUGUUUUUUUUUAUCUAGAUUUAUUACUUUUUAAAAGUAUCUUUCAACCUUUAUAAUGUCCUUAAAUAAAUUAAUUCCACAAUAUUUGCUUGUGUAGAAAAUUGCGGUAUCUGAUAAUUGAUAUUUAAUUGUCUUUAAAUUCUGUAUGUCGUCUGUGUUUGAAUAGUGUAUACUUAAAUUUAAAAUCUAAAAGUUCUUCUUAUAGCUUGUACAUCUUAUGUAAAUGUUGAAUUUGUGAAUCUAAUUGUAUGGAUUUUUGUACAUAAAACUACAUCUUCUAUGACAUCGACGUGUUAAGUGGAUUUUAC
Messenger RNA from Patella vulgata (common limpet), 4572 nucleotides. Its product is annotated as prostaglandin E2 receptor EP4 subtype. Lineage: Eukaryota; Metazoa; Mollusca; Gastropoda; Patellidae. Gene Ontology annotation, biological process: positive regulation of cytosolic calcium ion concentration; adenylate cyclase-activating G protein-coupled receptor signaling pathway; inflammatory response. The record is from RefSeq and is a predicted model, not a curated record. The coding region runs from base 946 to 2340 and encodes 464 amino acids. Gene Ontology annotation, cellular component: plasma membrane. Gene Ontology annotation, molecular function: prostaglandin receptor activity. The transcript is spliced from 2 exons.